Molecule: messenger RNA, 5673 nt
Organism: Stylonychia lemnae
Lineage: Eukaryota; Ciliophora; Spirotrichea; Sporadotrichida; Oxytrichidae
Source: the annotation of a GenBank genome assembly
AUGGAAAUAGACAUUGAUGUGUACUUCUGGAUGGUAGAUAGAGGUCUGUAUGAUGAUGACCAAAGAAACAAAGUAGACAUGGAAAGAAACAAAGUUAAGCUUCACAGAGAGCACUAGCAAAAAUUUGAGAAUGCUUUCUAUAUUGGAAAAAUCAUGCUUCUUUUAAAAAAAUCAAUUAUGAAAAUUUCAAAGAAGCCAUUUACACUUGAUCCAGGUAUUUCCAAUCUCAAAGAUAAUAUUACCAGUAGCACAAAACAAAUGAACUGGAAUGUGGUUGCAAAGGAACUAAAGAAAUUCGGGAUUAGAGUUGAUGCGGACAAGAAAGCUAAGAUUAUUGAAGGCAGAUGGUAGUCAAUUAAUGAAAUACUUGGAAAAUUGUUUGACAUAGAUAAUGGGGGCAUUCAAUCUGGACGGUUUCAAGAUGGGAAUAUUUCUGAGAUUUUUAAUCUUAAUGACAGAGAAAACUCCAUAAAUGGCGCACUAAAUGUCACAAAUGUUCAUAAUGACUCAACUAAUGUCUCCAUUGAUGCUAACAAUACAUCAAUUCUGCUUAAUAACCCCAAAAAAGGCAAUUCAGGACAACUAGAGCCUAUUCCUAAAAAAUUGGGAUCAGUUUAAUAGUCAAUCUAAGAUGGAACAUCACUCUAAGCAUCUCCUUCAAAAAUAUAACUGUCAUCAUAGAAUUCUGUUAAUAAGAAAAUGCUAGCGAUUUCUAAUAGCGUGACUUCUCUCAAUGAUAUCAACGAAUCAAAGGACAUUGCAUUUUCAGAGACCACUUUAGAGUUCAUUUUACUUUCACUGUCAAGAAGUCUCUAAAUAAAACCAAAAUAAGCAGCAGGUUUACUAUCUAAUAACCACAAAUUUCUAGUUCACAUAGCAGUGAAAGGCAUGAAAGGAAACGAUUACACUAAGAUUUAGUAAUGGUAUCUAGAUAUAUACUAAAAUACCUAAUUGCUGAUUUAGUUGAUUGAUAAUGAGAAAGAUUAAAACGCCAUGAAACUUACUCUAAAUAUUUUGAAGUGCGGGCUGUUUUCCCAAAAUAUUGAUUUAGCUGUGAAUUGCUCUAGAUUAUUGUCAAAGAUUGGUUAAGAAAUAAACUAAAUAGGAGGGUAGCUAUAAGGUCUAGCCUGGGAUUGGCUAGUAAACUAGUCUGCUCCUGGACCAUCAAAUCUACCUAAUGAUUUAAGCAAUGUUUAAGUUCCAGAUUUUUCUCAAAAUAUAGAUAUCAAUAAUCCUGUCAAGGGCUAAGAUUAGCCUUUGAAUGAAUCUGGACUAUCUUCAUUAAUCUUUACUUACAAGAGAUUUUCGCUAGAUGGUGGAUUAAUAGAGCAUAUUACUCCUGUAUUAAUUCAUUUUAGCAGAAAUAAUCACAUGGAAUUGUUUUCCUUCCACCUUAAAAAUCAAUUUUCAAAUGAUAAAGGCUAAUUCUUAUCAUUUGUCCACGAAUUGAUGGUAUCACAUUCAAAAACUUCACUUUUCCGAGAUGCAAUUAUGAAUACCGGCAUAUUUGAUGAUUGGAUAAACAUGACUCUAAGGAUGGCUGAUUUCGAUGGGAUUAAUACUGUUAAUGAUAGAAUAGCUGCAGCUACCUUCCUAGCAGAUGUAUGGGAUUUAAAAUCUGAUUAAUUUGAGGAAGGUUUAAAUGGAGGAUCAGAUACAGCUCAGGCGAUACUAAGUGUUUUGAAAAAAGGUUGCAGAGAUAGAUCAAAGAUGCUCAGAGUUGUUUGCUUUGAACUAAUGUUUAACUUGCUGCAUGUAUUUGCUUCUGGAAGAAAUUAAUUCGCUCCAAUAAUCUAUAAAUCACUAACAUUCUUAUUGAUAGAAUUCCACUAGGAUAAUGAAACAAGAGAGUAAUUAAUGAGACACUUUGUCGCUUUAUUUCAGCAAAUUUAGACAAUACCAGUUGCAAUUAUAAGUGAACCUUUGAUAAAGCAAAUUGAGAUAUCAUAGAAUGGUGUAAACACACUGCAAAUAGCACUAACGUAGAAUCCGAACCCAUCCUACGUAUUUAAUGUAUUUGACUUUGAAUUUUUCAAUGUUGUUGUUCAUCAUAAAAGAGUAAACCUUGCAACUUCACUUUAAGUUGUAGACCUCCUGAUAAAUAUUGCGACCAGCAACAUCUUUUUUGCUAAUACUUCAAUCUCAAUAAUACUUGAAGUUAUUCAUAAGUUUAGUAGAGACCCGACGAUGCACACUUAAUUUUCCCAAAUAACUAAAACUUAGAUUUAGAUGUUGGAGGAUUCUGAAAAAUUCAAAUAAAAACUGGACUUGCAAAAGAAAAAGUAAAGGGAAGCAAGAGAAAAAUAGUUACAAGAAACUAUUAAUAAGAAUAAGACUAAUAAGUAUGUGGCAAAGAAAAUUUAAGAAGAGGGAUAGAAGUAAUCUUAAGAUUAGGAUCAAGAACUAGAAGCUGCUUCUUUGGCGAGAUAGACAAAAGAAAAACUUGUUGUUAAUUUAUUGAAGCAGAUCUUGAUGUUUGGAAAUGAUCUCAUCAAAUAAAACAUGAGAAAUUAGUUACUUGGUAGCUAUUCAAGAGUUGAGAAAUAGCUUAAAGUUAAAUCAAAGUCAAUAAAGUAUUUACUUGAUCUCUAUGGGGAAGAUAUUCCAAAAAUGCUUUAAUAUUUUGUUGAGAACGAAUAAGAAAGCAGCACAAACACUGAAAAGAUUGAUUAGCAAAUAGAGAUCGCAAGUGUUGGAUUGAUUCCUACUCUUUAAAAUCAACUUGUGCUUGGAACAGAUAAUGGGUCAUCAUCAAGUCCUCCAAAAAGAUUGAAUUAAAAAUCUGCAUAGCACCUUGAGAAGGUGUUGAAAGAUAUUGAAAAAAUAAAAAAUAAUGUGACUUUGAAGAAAGAUCAAAAGAAUCUGGAGGAAGAGCUAAAGAAAGCAAGAGAUGAUAAGGCGAAAUCAAUCGCUAAAAAAUAGGUAGAUUAAAGAAAACACUACGAACAUGGUGUAGUACCUAAAUAAAUAAGAAAUUUUUCGAUUGAUAACAAUAAAGAAGCAAACAAGUCAUUAGACAACUAACUUCAAAUUAAAAUUAUAAAAGCAAAGGAUCUUGACGUGAGUGAAAUAGCUCUUGAAGAUGAACAGAGGCUAAUAGUUCCUGAGAUUAAUAGUAAGAAUGAUAAGAAGAACAAUCCUAUUCUUAAGAAACUUAAAAUGUUCUAACUCUAUGAUUUAAGGUUAGAAGAACAGAAGGAUUAAGAUGCUGUCCGAUUCUUUGUUAAGAAAAAUUUAAGAAUCUUCAGAAACUUAUUCAAUAAGUAUGCAAAUACCACAGGUCCUGUAAAUUAAGUAUAAUAGACUUUUGAUCAAUUAUCACAAAAGAAUUCACUUAUUACAGUGGCUGAACUCCUUAAGAUGCUUAAAGAAUUCUAGAUAAAUAACCUUUAAGUAUCAAAAGAUGAUGUUAUAAAUAUGGUUCGACUCAUUAACAUGGAAAUUCUCAAAAAGAAAGAUAAGGGUUAAGCCUCACUUAGUGUUUUGGAAUUUGAGGGUUUUGUAGAAUUUAUGCUAUAGCUUGCCGUGCACCUAUAUAGCUUCAAUGCUUAACUUAGUCCUUAGCAGUACUUCUAGUAACUAUUUGAUUAUCUUAAGUUGAUAGCAAAUAAGAAGGGAAGUAGUAAUGCUAAAUUAUUCGAUGAUCCUAAUCAGAUUCAAAUAGGAGACUCAAAACUCAUACAAGAAUUAAACAAGAGGCUUUAAAAGGAUCCGAACUAUCAGCUUCCAGAUGGUUUCACAAAAGUAGUUGAAAAGGAAGUUGUGGAUCUUUAUGUAAUACCGCCGCAAUUUCCAAUAGAUGAAUCUCAAAGAGUAGUUAUUGAAGUAUUAGAUGGAUUCUUGAAUGAUGUCUUUGGAUUCCAUUUCUUAGAGCCAAUGUCUGAAAUCAAAGAGAUCGCAAGAGCAAAGCCUAAUCUGAGGAUGCAAGCUAAAGAUAAAGUGAUUCAUGAAUUGAACUAAUAAUAAAAUCUCAAAUCUAAUUAUGGGCCAACACCAGUGAUUCCAAGUAGAAGAUCAAGAUAAAAUAUUAGAGUUAGCAAUUCAAUCGAUGUUAAUCCUAUAAAACAAGCUAAGAUGAGCAAAUUAGCUCUCGAAAAACUAGGAGUAAAUAACUCUAUCAAUAAAUCAACAUUUAAAUCUCCAAGAACUUCAGUGCCUCAUAUCUCUAAACCGAAUCUAGGAAUAGACCUUAAAUUAGAAGUCGCCAAAGCCCCAGCAAGCAUCAGGCAAGUAGUUUUGGAAACUGCUUAUGUCAUGGAAGAAAUACUUUACUCAGUUGAGAAUGGCUUAGAUGAACUGCCACCACCUAAUUUCUAAUAGCAAUAAAAACGUUAGAUUCUCAAUAGGGUUAUGGAAGACAAAAUUAAGAAGCAAGAGAACGAUGAAAAGUAGAAGCAGCUUGAUAGAUAAAAGUUAGAAUUAAGAAAGAAAAUGUUAAAAGACUAAUUGGAUGUAAUGAGAGUGGAAAAGGAUGCAAAGACAAAAGAGGAUGUUGAAAAGAAGAAGUAAUAAGAGGAAAAAGAAAAGCAGAGAGCAAUUAGAAAAUAGCAAAAGCAGAGAGAAGACAUACAAAAUAUGAUGAAGGAUUUAUAACUCAAAAAAGAGGAAAAAAUGAAGAAAGAAGAAGAAGAUAAAAAGAAGGAAGAGGAGAAAAAAGUUAAAAAGAGUUAGAGAGAGCAGAGCAAUGUUAAGCAAAAUUUGAAAGAUAGAAAGAAAAAGUUAGAUGAGGAAUUUAAAAAGAUUGCUGAGGACAGAAAAGCUAGUAUUUAGAGAGAAGAAGUCGACAAGGUACUUAAAAAAGAAUAAGAUAAGUAAAAAAGCAAUCAAAUCAAAUAGCUCUAUGCUGAGACCAAGAACAAAGCCAAAGAAUUAAAGGAAAAAUAUCGCUAAGAAUUCGAUAAUUAUAGUAAUUCUCCAGAAGUAAGAGAAGUAUUCAAUUUAUAUGAAAAAGCAUUGCUCACCUAAUUUGAGCAGUAUUGUAAAAUGGAUUCAACCGAUGUCACAAAGCUAUCGUAUAACUCAUUCCUGAAACUUGGAAAUAAACUAUCCAUUACUCCAACAAUAAUCACAUCCUAGGACUACAUUUAUAUCUAUAAAACAAUCAUGAGAGCGAAGAAGGAAAUAUCUUUACAAACACCUAACGAUUCAAUCAGUGAUGCUGACGGAACAAAACUAAACUACAGUGAGUUUAAGGAAGCGCUAAUAAAAAUUGCAUGUCUUGGGAAAUUCAAAUUAGGAGGUCUUAGUGGUACUGAAGAGGAUAUGAAGGAAAAAGAGGAAAGACUUAAGGAUAAAUUUAAGUUGGCAGUAUCGAGUGUUGGAAUAGCUAAAUAAUUGACUAAAAAUAAGAUAGAUUAAUCUUUGAACAUCAGUGUCACUAGUGAUUAAAAAGAAGAGAAGGACAAAAUACAAAAUGCCUUGGGAGGAGGUUCAAUUUUUGAGAAGGCCUUUGAUGUUUCAGAUAUGACUGGACAGACGAUUGAAAAUUUACUGAAGCAUAUCGGAGUAAAGGAAGCUGGUUUUUCUAAGAUGAAUACAAUGAAUCGAAAUAAUUCAAUCAGACAAAGCAAAGUCUAGAAUAAUUUAAAGAAUCAAGUUUAUGAUUCAAUAAAUGAAAGAGAGAACUUCAAUGAGUCUCAACUUGAACAACUUGAAGAGGAUGUUAACUUAUGA